Molecule: messenger RNA, 4463 nt
Organism: Gekko japonicus
Lineage: Eukaryota; Metazoa; Chordata; Lepidosauria; Squamata; Gekkonidae
Gene: CTTNBP2NL
Product: CTTNBP2 N-terminal like
Exons: 5
Coding region: 77-1969 (630 amino acids)
Source: RefSeq, a predicted model, not a curated record
GGACACUGGUGGCUUGGGCGAAGGCGAGGGCGACGGCGGGUGUUGAGCGGGGAGCAGCUGCGGCCAGGUGUUCAAGAUGAAUCUAGAAAAGCUCAGCAAACCUGAACUACUGACACUAUUCAGCAUUCUUGAAGGGGAACUAGAAGCCCGAGAUCUUGUCAUAGAAGCCUUAAAGGCCCAGCACAGAGAUGCUUUCAUUGAAGAACGUUAUGGAAAAUACAAUAUAAGUGACCCACUGAUGGCACUUCAGAGGGAUUUUGAGGCAAUGAAGGAGGAGAAUCAUGGUGAUAAGCAACCCGUUUGUGCCAAUCCUUUGUCUGUCCUAAAGGUAGUGAUGAAACAUUGCAAGAAUAUGCAGGAGAAAAUGUUGUCCCAAUUAGCUGCGGCAGAAAGCAGGCACAGAAAGGUAAUAUUGGAUCUCGAAGAAGAGAGACAGCGGCACGCCCAAGACACUGCUGAAGGGGAUGAUGUCACCUACAUGCUGGAAAAAGAGCGAGAGCGGCUCACGCAGCAGCUGGAGUUUGAGAAGUCCCAGGUGAAGAAGUUUGAGAGAGAACAAAAGAAGCUGUCUAGUCAGCUGGAGGAGGAACGUGCACACCACAAGCAGCUUUCUUCCAUGCUUGUGCUGGAGUGCAAGAAAGCCACAGCCAAAGCUGCAGAGGAAGGGAAGCAGGUUGAGGAACUGAGCUUGAAGCUGGAGAAAGAAAGAAGUAAAGUGAGCCAAAUGGAGGAGGAGCUGGCAGCUAAGAAGAAGAGGGGUUUGCAAAUGGAGGCACAAGUAGAGAAGCAGCUAUCUGAGUUUGACAUUGAAAGAGAACAGUUGAGAGCCAAGCUGAACCGGGAAGAGAACCGCACCAAGGCUCUGAAGGAAGAGGUAGAGAAUCUGAAGAAAAUCCUAGAGGAGCUAGAGGCAACUCACAAAGAAAGUAGCAUCCAAGCUGAGAGCAUACCACCCCAUAUCUCAGUCGCGUCUGUAGCAACUGGCACAGAAUGUUCUUCAGUUCGGUCAGUAGCGUGCCAGACAGAAAGUUGGUUGGCAGAGAAUGCAAGUACAGGCAAAUUGGUGCACUUGCUAACAUCCCCCUCUGCCACAGCUGCCUACCCUUAUGCCAAGGUAAACGGGCAUUGUGAUGCUAUGCAGAUAAGUGGAGAACCAGCUGAGCUCAGCAUGGAGAGCCUGCAAAGGGCAAAGCCUGCAGGAUCAGCUGUUGAGAAUGCUGUAGAAAACAGUAGCUCCCCUAUAAGAACAGAAUCGCUUGCCUCUGGUGUUCCAUCACUCCCUUCCAGUGGGAUAUCCUUAUCCCCCAGCAACACGGGUUCCUCAUCUUUGACUUCCUCCCCUUGCUCCUCCCCAGUUAUGACCAAACGUCUGAUUGGAGCUUCAGCCAGCAGUCCUGGCUAUCAAUCUUCCUACCAAGUCGGAAUCAAUCAGCGCUUCCAUGCUGCUCGUCACAAAUUUCAGUCCCAGGCAGAUCAGGAUCACCAGUCAAGUGGUCUCCAGAGCCCUCCAUCCAGGGAUUUGUCACCCACCCUUGUCGAUAAUUCUGCCGCUAAGCAGCUUGCCCGCAAUACAGUCACUCAGGUCCUCUCCAGGUUCACCAGUCAGCAAGGCCCUAUCAAACCAGUCUCUCCUAACAGCUCACCUUUUGGCACAGACUACCGAAACCUGGCCAGUGCCAUGAGCCCCAAGAGUGAGUCAAGCCCAGGCAAGGUCUCGAGCCCAUUAAGUCCUUUAUCCCCAGGAAUUAAAUCGCCGACCAUACCCAGAGCAGAAAGAGGUAAUCCACCACCAAUACCUCCAAAGAAACCUGGACUGGCUCCUUCUCCAGCCACUGCCACCCCACCAACUAAAACUCCUUCUCAGGCAUCCUCACUGGGCUCACCUGUGGACUUGGCAAGCAGUUGUUCAAGCAAUGCUGUCGUAGCCAAUGGGAAAGAGAUUGAGAUCUUGUUGCCAACCAGCAGCUAGUCUCUGGAAAUUUCACAUUCCGAGUGAUUUGCCAUUCCUAACACUGUCUUAUCCACUCCAUGUUAUUUAUUUGGGUAACAGCAAAUUUGUAUAACGCGGUUAGUUUACUUUUUUUUUUUAUAGUACGUAGAGAAUAAUGCUUUUGAUGUAGAAAUCUUAAACACUAAAGCCUCAAGAGGUGUCUCGUGGCAGCAGGCACAUCAGAUGAGAGAGCAGGCGAUUCCUGUGCUGGGAGAUGACCAGCAAACCCUGAAGAUGCUCAUUUUUUUAAAUCAUGCAGAGUACACUCCAUGCAAACCCCCAUUCCAGACAGACCUUUUCAAAAGAAGUGCCUGAGCUUAAGCCCACAGAUAUGAAUGUGAUUCUCUGUAAAUCCAGAAGGAAUCAUCUAACCACAGAAAGCACAGUUUCUCUAUGAAUCAUGAAUGUUGAAAACAACACUGUUUUUUGUUUCCUAGUAGUUUUCUUAUUUCUGUGCUAUAAAAAGGAAUUAUUCCAAAGGUGUGACCAAUAGACUGGUCAGUUGUUUCCCUAAUAUUAACGUAAGUCCGUUUUAUGUAGUGCUUCAUUGUCAGGUGCACUUUGGCCCUGUUGCUGAGCUUUAUGCAGCCUGAUCCUUUCCUAUGAUAUAAUGUGUUUUUUAAAGAAAACUUUAGAAGCUUUAAACAAUCAGGGUGCCAGUCCUUUCCCACCAACUAUCCAUUCCUUACAUAUUUCUCUCUCCAUAGAGAUUGAAUAGACCAGAUGAAAUCUUGAAGUGUUGUGUCUAGUUUAAAAUUCUUCAUGCAUUCUACUGUUGUAUGUAGAACUUCUGAAAGAAGGAUCUUUUUCUUUGCUUGAUAAAGAUCAUAUUAUUACUUGAAAUGAGAAGUGGCUAAUCAGUUCUAUAGAGGGUUGGGGUUUUUUUGCAUUGAUAAGAUAGGAUCUGUACUAGAUGAUCCAAAGCAAUAACUUUAAAAGUUGUUCCAUAUUAUGAUACUUUGUCAAGCUGACAUAGGUUUUGCUGACCAAGUUGGGUUUGCAUCUUGAAGACUGUAGCCCUCUUGGCUGCAACUGCAGAAACCAAAUCAUUAACUUUACAUAUAAAGAGAUUCAUGUAUAUUGGGGGGGGGGCAUGUAUGUUAUGCACACAACACGUUUAUUUAAAUUUUACUGUUAUUAUAUUCAGAUUUUUAAUAAGUCACAAAAAUGAGGAAGUACAUGUCUGUGAUAAAGUUGCUACUUAAAUCUUUAUUUGCCCUCAUUUUAGAAAUUUUUCCUAUGAUAGGUGGUCAAUAACUUUGGGCCAAUACAGGGCUGAAGGAAGUUUGUUUCCAGUAAAACUUCCUGGUUUUUUUGUGUGUGAGUGUGUGAGACUUUUUUUAUAGCUUAGGCUAGAAGUAUAUUCUCCAACCCUCUCUGCAGCUCCUCCCCUUCCUCCCAGUAAUGUAUCCUGCUCAUCUGAGUCCUUGCACUAGAUAACUUUGCUCUAAGACGUUACAGUAGUGUGUGGUCAAGGACAAAAAUAAAUAUCAGUAACCAGGCCAUGAGUAAAGGCAUUUGAAUACCUUCCCGAAACAGUCUGCAUAAUUAGCAGAUGUUAACCAGGGUGUUUCCCAUAUAAUGUCAAUAUAUAGAGUUCUUGCUACAAAAAAGCAGAGGAUGAUCUUCCAUAGGCAUGGAUAGUUGCUAUUUUCAUUUUGAGAUGCUAGAUAAAAGAUAUUGAACCUUUGUGAUAAAUUAAAAUAUAGUAGGAUAGCUUCAAGACUCCACUGUAUAAGGACUAGCCAGUGGUCUCUUCAUUCUAGAUCUGUAUAUGGAAUUGCACACUACCAUAGGAGCUCCAAUAGUUGUGACUAUAUUCUUUCCUAAAUUUUGCUUUGUUCACUGGAAUAGCUCUCAUGCAAAGAAAUCAUCAUUCUAUGGACCCAUAGGAAACAGCUCGGAUAAGCACACACACAAUCCAGUUGUCCAGCAUAGGAUUUUUCAGUAGGGAUUAGAGCUGAAAUCUGGGGGAAUGAUUUCAGUAUCACUGGGUCAGUAUUGUUUCUAACCUUAAACAGAUGUUAUCAUAGCUCUUAAAGUAUUUCCUUUUGUUUACAGUAAAUUGUGCCCUUUCUUUAUGCUAUAUCUAGAGAUUUUAUAUACAAUAAUGAGUUUUAUUAGGAAAUGCACUGAGUACUGUAUUCCACAAUGGAUGUGAGGAGGCACAAUGCAAGAGGAGAUGUGUAUUUUUGCUAGUAAUCUAUAAAGUAAGCACAACUAUUAAAGUGGUUCCAGCUAAUUCAGUAAGACUUCUAGGGUUUUAGUAUUUAAAUUUUCUGUAGACUUGCGUGUAUGGAAACAAAAUGUUUAUCUUCUCUGAAUCAUGUGUUGCUAGAGAGGUUUGUCACUGGCUAACAGGAUUUUAAUGAAGUUCAGACUGUAUAAUCUAGUAUUAAUUAUUCAUUAACAUUUGUAUAUUUGUAAAGUGAAAUGUAUGAAGCAGAAGUCUUUUUACCAUUUUUUAUAGCUG